AUGGCCAGAGGAAGGCGGGGGGUCAAGUUCCCCCAUAGAACUACAAAUGGCGACGGUCGGCGCUCGAGCUUCAGUGAUGUCAGUGACACCGGCUCCCCUGUGCGGUCAAAAUCUGGGACACAGCUAAACCAUGUUGACGAGAAGCCCGCGCCCGAGCCCACGCCGGCCGAAAAGGAAGCCGAGUACAACAAGAAAAAGGCCAACUUCUUGACGAGGACCUUUUGGACCUUCGUCAUGAUGGCCGGCUUCUUCUCCGCCCUCUUCAUGGGCCACAUCUACAUCAUCGCCAUCAUCACCGCCAUCCAGAUCAUCUCCUUUAGCGAAGUCAUUGCCAUCGCCAGCAUCCCAAGCAAGGCGCGACAGUUGCGAUCGACAAAGAGCCUCAACUGGUAUUGGCUCGCUACGACCAUGUACUUUUUGUAUGGAGAGACUGUGAUAUACUACUUCAAGCAUAUUGUCCUGGUUGACAAGAUUCUCUUGCCGUUGGCGACGCACCAUCGCUUCAUUUCCUUCAUUCUCUAUGUCUUUGGUUUCGUCUUCUUCGUCGCCUCGCUUCAAGCGGGCAACUACAAGUUCCAGUUCACCCAGUUUGCCUGGACCCACAUGGCGCUCUACCUCAUCGUCGUGGAGGCGCACUUCAUCAUGAACAAUAUCUUUGAGGGCCUCAUCUGGUUCUUCCUCCCUGCCGCUCUCGUCAUCACCAACGACAUCUGGGCCUAUAUUUGUGGUAUCACCUUCGGCAGGACACAACUAAUUAAGCUGUCUCCCAAGAAGACGGUCGAGGGUUUCAUCGGCGCCUGGGUUAUGACUAUCUUCUUCGGCAUCAUUCUCACGUCUCUCCUGCUACGCUCCAGCUACUUUAUCUGCCCCGUUACUAACCUUGGUGCCAACAUCUUCACCGGCCUAGAGUGCACGCCUAACCCCGUCUUCAUCCCCAAGACGUACAAGCUCCCGCAGUACUUCUUCCUCAAGGAAGACACGACCUUCUCCAUCACCGUUGCGCCGAUGCAGUUCCACACCCUCGUCCUCGCCACCUUCGCCUCCCUCAUCGCCCCCUUCGGCGGAUUCUUCGCCUCAGGCCUCAAGCGCACCUUCAAGAUCAAGGACUUUGGCCAGUCCAUCCCCGGCCACGGCGGCAUGACAGACCGCAUGGAUUGCCAGUUCAUCAUGGGUUUCUUCGCCUUUAUGUAUUACCACACUUUUAUUUCCGUGCACAAGGUCAAGCUGGGCAAUGUUAUGGAGAUGGCCAUUACGGGCCUUACGGUCGACGAGCAGAUUGAGCUUGUUCGCGGUAUGGGCCGGUAUUUGGCCAACCAGGAUGUCUGGGGAGAAAAUGUGCUGAAAUGUCUUGAUGAUGCCCUACCCCUCCGGAGAUGA
Scedosporium apiospermum is the source of this 1377-nucleotide messenger RNA. RefSeq lists its product as uncharacterized. Bases 1 to 1377 code for a protein of 458 amino acids. The transcript is spliced from 5 exons. Lineage: Eukaryota; Fungi; Ascomycota; Sordariomycetes; Microascales; Microascaceae. Gene Ontology annotation, cellular component: endoplasmic reticulum membrane. The record is from RefSeq and is a predicted model, not a curated record. Gene Ontology annotation, molecular function: phosphatidate cytidylyltransferase activity.